CUGAGCGAACACAACAUAGGCAGGCCACCAACAAAGUGACUAUUAUCCAUAACCUGGAAAACAGGUUUUACAGCAAGUGAUCAUGGUAUGGUGGAUCUUCAGCUCAAGAGGUUGCUUGGGACCUAAAGUAUAUUCUGAGGUACCAGAUGGUGGAUGGGGUUGGGUUGUGGCUGUAGCCUUUUUUAUUGUGGAGGCCUUCACAUAUGGAGUCAUUAAAAGCUUUGGGAUAUUCCUCAAUGAUCUGAUUGGCGAAUUUAAUGAAACCAACAGUCGUGUUUCAUGGAUAAUCUCAAUAUGUGUGUUUGUAAUGACUUUCACAGCACCAUUGUCAACUGCGCUCAGCAACAGAUUUGGUUUCCAGGCUGUUGUGAUCAUUGGAGGACUCCUAAUUUCCCUAGGAACAAUAUGCACUGCAUUCACCAGCUGCAUAAACCAGAUUUACAUCACAAUUGGGAUAGUUGCAGGACUCGGAUACUGUUUGACAUUUCUCCCUACUGUCACCAUCCUGUCCCAGUACUUUAGCAGACGUCGGUUCCUAGUCACCUCCGUGGCCUCCACAGGAGAAUCUUUUGCAAUAUUUGCCUUUGCACCUGUGUUUACAGCAAUUAAGACACAUAUUGGCUGGAGAUACACAAUGGUGGUACUUGGAAUGUUGCAGGGUUCCAUACUUGUCUGUGGACUUCUGCUUCGCCCCAUCAUAAUCAAGCCAAAGACUACAGAAAGUUCUACCAAACCGCUAAGAAGACAGGACAUUAAAAACUCUGUCUGUGAUACUGAACUUAGUGGCUCAAAACGUUCCAGAGAUUCAGGGGUGCAGUCAUUCAAGGAGCAGGAACCGGGCCUCCAAACGGAAGGACAGCAAGAAGAUGGAGGCACUUUUCAGACUCAUCGAUGUCAACAGGAUAGGCAGCGCAAUAACAAACUUUUGGACUUUUCUGUAUUGAGGGAAGGUAGCUUCUUAUGUUAUGCUGGAUUUGGCCUUUUUGCAACACUGGGCUUCUUUGCCCCACAGCUAUAUGUUGUAGAGCUUAGUGCAAGUAUGGGAACUGAAAGGAACAAGGCAGCUUACAUGCUGUCAAUAAUGGCAGUGGCAGAGAUCUUUGGACGACUGUCCAUUGGCUGGAUCCUGAGUUGUGGAUGCAUUAGGAAAAUAUUUGUCCUACUUGGGUGUGUGUUGCUGAUAUGUCUAGUGUUAGUGCUCUUCACACUGGUAGAGGGCUUCUGGGGCCUGGCAGUCUGCUGCAUCUUGUAUGGCUACCUGUUGGGCAAUAUUGCAUCUACACACAUCCCCAUGAUGGCUGAGGAUGAUGUAGUGGGCAUUGACAGAAUGCCCUUAGCUGUAGGUGUCUAUGUAUGCAUCCAGAGCUUUGCAGGACUUGCUGGGCCACCUUUAGGAGGUUUUUUGGUGGACAUCACACAGAACUACAGCUCUGCUUUUUACUCCUGUGCUGCUGGUACAGGGAUUGGUGCACUCUUUCUAGGAAUGGUACGUCCAGCAAAGACUGUUGUUCUGUGCACAAAGAAAGAUCUCAGCACUUGCCAAACAAGCCGUGCUGUUGAAUACAAGGGUCAGGACAAGGUCAUGUCUGAGGAAUUUCGAGAGGUGGACAAUCUCCCUAAUCCACAAGGUCAAUCUUAAAAAAUACAGCCCCCUGUUUAUAGUUGGCAAAGAUUCAGAAACUGGCAAAUGUGUGGAUGUCUGAGCAUAGAACAGCAUCAAACUAAGCUGAGGUACAUUUCAAUCAUUACCUGUUUUUAAAAAAUACUUUAAAGGACAGAAAAACAGCAAUAUCCUUUAAAAAAGAGUUGCAAAGUUUGAAUAUUUGAGAUAGAAGAAGCUUGAGGAUGAAAAUGUUGUUCUCUGUUCCUAUCUAGAUAGUACAGUAUGAGGCAGUUGUCCAUCAUGUCUAUAUUCAGCCAUAUCAGUUGAAGAGAAGAUUUCAGGUUGCCCAAGAGAUCCAUCCUAUAUGUCCAGUCAUGUAAAACAAUUCUUUUAAGCUAGAAAGCUCUUGUUGAGAAGCCCCUACUCUCAUGCUUCUAUAGAACCCAGAUCUUUAACUAAACAAAAAGCUGACAGUGAAGUGAGUCACUGUUAAAUCCAGAUGAAAAUGUAAUGUAACAUGACUAAGAACGGAUUAAACAUUAAAAUAUGUUUAUCUGGAAACCAAGCACAAUGGACACUAGUCAAAAACGGCUUUGAUGUGUUUUAUGGAAGUUUGAAAAUAGAACUGAAAACCUGAUGUGAUGUACUAUUUAGUUUAAAUGCAAAAUAUGCAGAAAGAUCAGUUUUAAUGGACCAAUAACUGUGAUAAAACAAAACCAACCAACAUUUGGUAGUACACUUAUUGUGCACAUGAACAAAUAAUCACUUUUUAAGUAGACAAUAUAAUAUUAUUUAAUAGUUAAUUAUAAUGCAAACUAUGCUGAAAACCAAGUUGCAACUUUUUCAAUUAGAUAAUAACUGGCCAUAUUACACAGUGUUAAAUAAUCCAAGUUAUUUUUUUUACUAUUUAAGAAACUAGCAAUUUAGAAUUCAUAGUUCAGUGGUUAAAUGAACAAGGUGGUUGGAUGGGAAAACAGGGUAUGUUGUCAUGUCUUUUGUUACACAGUUCAUGACCAACACUAGGAGUCUUGAUUAAAAAACAAUACUUUUGAGUAUGUAUUCUAAAGUCAAUUUCCAUAGACAUGUACUCAAAGUAACUCCAAAAAGAUGAAAAAGAAAAAUUAUUUUUGAACAUAUUUAAACAUUUUAGUCCCAAGCAAGGCAUCCGGGGGACAACCUGUAUGCAGAUCAGAUGGCCUACUGUGGCUACCCCUUGCCAGAAGCAACCAAAAGACCAUUGAAAACAACAUAUUAUAGUAAUUAUACACAGUAUGUGCAUGUUUCUACUAACAAACUGGAUUCACGCUUUAGUGUGUAAGGCACAAAAUAGUCAUAUGUAUGCACACAAACUCACAUACACAUGAACACACAAUGCCAUGUACCCCUUUUAGAUGUGGUCCUAGUGGCUAUUAACUACUUAACUGUCUGUAACAACAUACAGAAAUAAGAUAGGAAGAUAUAUUAAAUAACCAUAUACUGUAUUACUGAAAUUUUAUUAUUUUAUAUGUAUGAUAUUUGUACUGUCUCUUGGCCAAGAAAUGUAAGACAAAGAGAAAAGUGUGACAAUUUACCCUGCUCUCCUCACAU
Clarias gariepinus (North African catfish) is the source of this 3190-nucleotide messenger RNA. Its product is annotated as monocarboxylate transporter 7. Gene Ontology annotation, biological process: transmembrane transport; monocarboxylic acid transport. The record is from RefSeq and is a predicted model, not a curated record. NCBI's taxonomy places the organism in Eukaryota, Metazoa, Chordata, Actinopteri, Siluriformes, Clariidae. Gene Ontology annotation, molecular function: monocarboxylic acid transmembrane transporter activity. The transcript has 6 exons. Bases 83 to 1639 code for a protein of 518 amino acids.